CCGUAACUGCCGUGGCUGUCGUAGCUGUAGCAUCCGACAUGCCUCAGCUCACGCUUGCAUGGCGCAACCUCGGAUCCCGACACCGCACCUUGCGGAAUCGAUCGUCGCCGGGGUCUGGCCGGGCCACGAACGGCAUCGCGCGCAAGCAAUGCAACGCCAGCGCAACCUGUGCUACCUGGUCAACCAUUGCGAGCGUGCGUUUUGAUCAUGACCGACCGCAAGUCACCCCGGUUUGCGCACACUUGGAUGAAACGUGCCCGGAUCAUCACAUCGGAUGUGGCAAGCUGCUCGCCGUUCACUGCGCGCCGUGACUUGGAGGCUGACGUUACCUCUCUCGGCCGUCUCCGCCAUGAACAUGGACAUGCCCGCGCACAUGCACAUGAACCACAGCAUGCACAUGGACAUGCACAUGAUGAAGAUGUACUUCCACACAGGCACCUACGAGACAUUGCUGUUCAAAGACUGGGUCCUCAACUCGGACGGCAAGUACUGGGCCGCCGUAGCGGGCGUCUUCUUCCUCACGGCCUUCUACGAGCUGCUUUCGGCCUUCAAGCCCAUCCUCGACAACAUGCUCGUGCCGGCCGGCAAGGUGGCCGCCGGCGAGCUCGGCGUGGCUCCGGUCCGCAUUGCGCCCUGGGCUGUUCAGCCGCUGCGGGCCGCCUACCACACCUUCCAGCUUGCUGUCGCCUACAUCCUCAUGCUUGUGGUCAUGACCUACAACAUGGGCCUGUUUUUCGCCAUCCUCGCAGGCGCCUUUGUCGGCUACCUCGUCUUCCACCGACGCGUCGGCGUCGUCCGUGCUCCGGGUGAGGAGGAGGCCGACGUUGCCGGCUGCCACUGAUGCCGUCCUCCCCCCCCCCUCCCCCCCUCCAUUAGUAACAAGUAAUAAGGAGUA
Thecamonas trahens ATCC 50062 is the source of this 895-nucleotide messenger RNA. RefSeq lists its product as uncharacterized. The coding region runs from base 208 to 810 and encodes 200 amino acids. The record is from RefSeq and is a predicted model, not a curated record. Lineage: Eukaryota; Apusomonadida; Apusomonadidae. The transcript is spliced from 2 exons.